AUGCGUGCUUGUCUGCUUCUUCGCCGUCGCCUCUGCUCCUCGGCCAAACCCCCCUGUGCUCUGGGACACAUCUCCGACUACGCUCCCCGGUCCAAUCCACUCGCGCGACCGUACUCCACCUGCUCGUCAUCAACAGAGCCGAAGAAGGCGUCCUCUUUCUGGACAAUCACAUUCACUCUGUUGGCCGUUGGCGGAAGUGCUUGGCUCCAGGAUAAAUACUUCAAUUCCAAGCAAGACUCGUCCGCAAUCUCUCCCUCGUGCCCCCCUCCGCAAGAACCGUUCCUCGGAGUCAUCGACACUCUCAAGACCAUGCCCACUGAACCCGCCCCCGGCACCAUCGGGAACCUCACCCCUGAGCAAGAGGUCAAGCUCCAGGAGUUUUGGGUCCUCGCCCUCAAGGUCUUUGGGGUGAAUCUGGACGGCCUCGAGCCCGCUGGCAAGGCCAAGGGCACCGGCGACGCUGCGCCCCCCAGCCCGACUCAGGAUAAGAAGAAGUCCAAGCGCCGGUGGGGGCUCUGGGGUCGCGGUAAUGAUGAUGAUGAUGACACCAAGAGCGUUGCGUCAGAGGACGGCAUCGCCUCGAGCUUGGCCUCGAUCAACAUCACCGAUGGAGACGACAAGUACGGCCAGUCCAAGGAAUUCCAACAAGCCCUAAUGGACCUGUCGCCGGAGGAGAUCAGAACCGCCUUUUGGAACAUGGUGAAGCAUGACAACCCGGACGCUCUGCUGCUGCGGUUCCUGCGUGCACGCAAGUGGGAUGUCAAGAAGGCUCUGGUCAUGUUUAUCUCCACGAUGCGGUGGCGGUUACAGGACGUGCAUGUCGACGACGAUAUCAUGGCCAAUGGCGAAGCCCUUGCUCUAAAGCAGUCCAAGAGCUCCGACCCGGCCGAGAAGAAGAAGGGCGAGGACUUUUUGUUCCAGAUGCGCAUGGGCAAGAGUUUCCUGCACGGCGUCGACCGCUUCGGCCGUCCGAUCUGUGUUGUCCGCGUGCGGCUACACCGCGCAUCCGAUCAGGACGUCGAGGCGCUGGAGCGGUUUACAGUCUACACCAUUGAGACGGCGCGCUUGUUGCUGGCGCCUCCCGUUGAGACGGCGACAAUUAUCUUCGAUAUGACCGACUUUGCAUUGGCCAACAUGGACUAUACCCCCGUGAAAUUUAUGAUCAAGUGCUUCGAAGCCAAUUACCCCGAGUCCUUAGGAUCCGUGCUCAUCCACAAAGCGCCUUGGAUUUUCUCCAGUAUCUGGAGCAUCAUCAAGGGCUGGCUCGAUCCCGUAGUGGCCGCCAAGAUCCACUUCACCAAAAACCGCGAAGAUAUCGAAGCCUUCAUUCCCCCGGACCGCAUCAUGAAGGAGCUCGAAGGCGACGAGAACUGGGAAUACAAGUAUGAGGAAGUCAAGGAGAAGGAGAACCCUCUAAUGGAAGACACGGGAUCCCGGGACGAGUUGAUCACCCAGCGCCAGGCGCUCGCCAAGCAAGUCCAGGACAUUACGCUGGAGUGGAUCCGCGCCAGCUUCAAGAAGGAGACCGAUGCUGCGUCUGCUGCGCAGGAGAAGCGCAACGGUUUGGUCGAUCAGCUGCGCAAGCAAUACUGGGAGCUCGACCCGUAUAUCCGGGCUCGGUCUCUGUAUGACCGAACCAAUGUGAUCAAGGAUAACGGGAAGAUCGAGUUCUAUCCGGGUGCUGGGCAGAAAGAUGACAAGGCAGGAAAGAAGGCCAGCACUGAAGCAACUGCAUGA
Messenger RNA from Penicillium alfredii, 1737 nucleotides. Its product is annotated as CRAL-TRIO domain-containing protein. The transcript is spliced from 4 exons. The coding region runs from base 1 to 1737 and encodes 578 amino acids. The record is from RefSeq and is a predicted model, not a curated record. NCBI's taxonomy places the organism in Eukaryota, Fungi, Ascomycota, Eurotiomycetes, Eurotiales, Aspergillaceae.